AUGGGUGUCGUUCUGAGGGAGUUGCGUAGCCAGAAGAUUCAGAGACGUCAGCAGCAGCCGGUUAGCCAUCCCAAGCAGAAAUUCCUGAUCGCUUUUGCCCUGGUGGCCGUGGCCAGCGCAGAUGUUUCGCAUCUGUUCUCGCACAGCAACAACCUGCAGGAUGAUGGAUACCACUAUGCCCCACCACGCGCCCCGGUCGUCAUCGAUGUGCCCUACGUGCCCCACGAGUCUGCCCCACCAGUAGUGGUCUACGAGGCCCCCAAGCCCAGGCCCACGCCCCCUCGUCCCGUCUACACCCCUCAGCCCGCUGGUGUCCUCAAGGACGAUGGCUACCACUACGCUCAGCCUUCCGUGAAAUUCGAGGUCGCUGCUCCUCCACCACCAAAGGUUGAGUACCUGCCUCCUCCCACCAAGAAGGUGGUGAUCGCCCCUCCCCCAGUGUACGUGCCACCCCCAACCAAGAAGGUCGUCGUCUACACCCCACCCCCACCACCACCACCGAAGAAGGUCGUGUACACCCCACCCCCAACUGGCAUCCUGAAGGACGAUGGCUACCACUACGGCCAGCCCUCUGUGAAAUUCGAGGUCUCUGCUCCCCCACCACCAAAGGUUGAGUACCUGCCUCCUCCUACCAAGAAGGUGGUGAUCGCCCCCCCCCCAGUGUACGUGCCACCCCCAACCAAGAAGGUCGUCGUCUACACCCCACCCCCACCACCACCACCGAAGAAGGUCGUGUACACCCCACCCCCAACUGGAAUCCUGAAGGACGAUGGCUACCACUACGGCCAGCCCUCCGUGAAAUUCGAGGUGUCCGCUCCUCCACCAAAGGUUGAGUACCUGCCACCCCCACCCACCAAGAAGGUGUACGUCGCUCCCCCAGUCUACGUGGCUCCACCCACCAAGAAGGUGGUUGUGUACACCCCCCCCCCACCACCACCACCAGUGUACGUCCCACCCCCAACCAAGAAGGUCGUCGUCUACACCCCACCCCCACCACCACCAAAGGUGUACGUGACCCCCAAGGUCGAGUACUUGCCCCCCGUGCAGAAGGGAUACAGCUACCCCAACGACCCCCAGCCCGCGUUCAACUUCUAG
Messenger RNA from Drosophila teissieri, 1095 nucleotides. RefSeq names its product extensin-3. NCBI's taxonomy places the organism in Eukaryota, Metazoa, Arthropoda, Insecta, Diptera, Drosophilidae. The transcript is spliced from 2 exons. The record is from RefSeq and is a predicted model, not a curated record. The coding region runs from base 1 to 1095 and encodes 364 amino acids.